Molecule: messenger RNA, 2603 nt
Organism: Perca flavescens (yellow perch)
Lineage: Eukaryota; Metazoa; Chordata; Actinopteri; Perciformes; Percidae
Gene: srd5a1
Product: steroid-5-alpha-reductase, alpha polypeptide 1 (3-oxo-5 alpha-steroid delta 4-dehydrogenase alpha 1)
Exons: 5
Coding region: 384-1181 (265 amino acids)
Biological process (GO): steroid biosynthetic process
Cellular component (GO): membrane
Molecular function (GO): 3-oxo-5-alpha-steroid 4-dehydrogenase activity
Source: RefSeq, a predicted model, not a curated record
CACCGAAUGAGAUUUCGAUUUUAAUUGUUUCAGUGUAAUAUAAAAUUAUUAACAUUAUUGCACUGUUAAACUCAACAUCCGCGCCACCGGGUACAGAAGGUGAUGUAAAUAGUAAUGAAUAUUUAUUAGUGACAUCAGACACCACACGACGUUGAAUAACUUAGACGCAAAAGAGAGAAUUUUCAUUGGCUGAUAAGAUCCAAUGCCAUAUCUGUUUAGGGACUGUGAUUGGUCCUGGAUGGGAAACGCAUGUCGCGUGUGCUUAUAGGCUACCGCUUGCAAUCGUCAGUAGUGAUACAGCAUUUUGGCAACUAGUUGCAAAUAUUAGUUACAUUUUCAUUGUUUCUAUUUUUUAUUUUUGUAACAAUAGCCUCUUAGCCGUGAUGGACGCACUCCUUUCCAGGCUCUUCUCCUCGGAAGAAGAGGAACUGUACAUGUUGGACUGCAUGGCUUACUCAAUGGUUUUCAUGGCAGCCUGCACUUUCGUUACUUUGCUUUUCGAAAAUGUCCCAUACGGACGAUAUGCAACCAGCAAAUAUGGAUUUCCGGUUAAUGUCAGGCUUGCUUGGUUCGUUCAGGAGCUGCCUGCGUUCCUGGUGCCUUUGUGUCUGGUAGUUUGGACAUCCUCUGCGAAAACCUCUCUGCUGCCCAACCAGCUGCUCAUUGGCAUGUAUUUCUGCCACUAUGUUCAGAGAUCCCUUAUUUAUCCAUUUUUAAUCCGAGGAGGUAAACCAACACCAUUCGCCUCAUUUGUCCUGGCCAUUGUUUUCUGCAUCUAUAAUGGCUACAUGCAGAUCAGGUACCUGAGCCAUUAUGCUGAGUACCCUGCAUAUUGGGUUACACAUCCAUGCUUCAUCGCAGGGUCCGUGCUGUGGUUGGUCGGGUGGCUGGUGAAUGUGCACUCUGACCACAUCCUGAGGAACCUGAGAAAGCCCGGAGAGACUGGUUACAAGAUUCCCACAGGUGGAAUGUUUGAAUAUGUGUCUGGAGCCAACUUCUUAGGUGAGAUAACCGAGUGGGCUGGCUUCGCUCUGGCUAGCCACUCUGUUCACAGUUCAGCUUUUGCCAUCUUUACCACAGUGGUCCUCGCCAGCAGGGCUGUGGCCCACCACAAAUGGUACCUCGCCAAGUUCGAAGACUACCCUAAAAGUAGGAAGGCCCUGAUUCCCUUUCUGCUCUAAAAACAAAGUGGGUACUAGAAGCCUGAAAAGCUACUGGUUCUUACUGUGGCUAAGAAUAACAUUUGCACAAUACGUUCUUAUAAUGUAGGAAAGCUGCUGCUGUUGUUGGUUUUCUUUUUCUUUUUUACUGAAAACCGAAUGAAUCACAGGAUGCAUGCUUUUAAAUGCUCUGCAAGCAAGCAACGGCUAGUAUCAUUACCUUUGCUCAUUACUUUGUUAAUAAUGUCCAUAAAGCACAAAAUAACCUCAACAACCAUGAACUGAAUGUACUGAAAGCGCUAUGUUUGCUGGAGAGGCAACAUUCAGCGCCCCUCCAGAGGAAAUAACCUAUGAAAUGGAGUAUACCUCAACAGUAAUACAGUGGAUUUAUAACACUCGGCACCAGCAAAGAAAGAUUUUUAAGACUCUCCGCUGAUAUUCUCCCAGAUGGAACAUAAACUUGGAAAUGCAAAGCAGACACUUAAAAAGUUUUUCAUUCACUGUCUCGAGUCAUCUGUUGCAAGUGCAUCUUUUUAACAUCCAUUUGAAUUACACAGAUGAAAGACGAAGGACCUCGAAUGAAGUCCCAAUACAUUUCCCUACCUCAUUUUGCUCUGGGUAAAGACUUUUUUACUACUCACCUCAUCAUCUAAAACUCCUGGAAUGAAAAGCCCCUUUGGAACAAAGGGUAACUGCAUCGCUUUCCUGUAAAGACUUGAGACUGUAGCAGGCCUGUCCACAGCUCCUGGGCCGCAGGGAAAUCAAGCAUGGCCCUCAAUAACUCAGCCGUGCCUGAAAUGAGAAGAAGAUAGUGUUGCCUCAACACAUCACUCCUGUCGGGGCUUCUGAGAAAGAGAGCAAAGAAGAACUGGUGGAGAGAUGAAUGAGUUAUGUUCAACGCAGGAGCACAUUUGACCUAAACGACGCUGAAUGGAUGAGCUUGUGUGUGUGACUGAAUGAAAAGAGGGAGCCUGGGAGAGAAGAUAAGAAAAUUAAACAUUGGAAUCAAUCUUAAGAUUCUGUUUUUGUUUCAUAAUCCCUUUUACCAUGAGCUAAAUAAUCUUAUGAGUGGGAGUUGGGACUUUUCUGAAAUCAUGUCUUAUUUUAUAGAUACUAACAAUGUGAUCUGCCUUAUGUUCAGUAUUUCUCAUAAUAGGUUUAGAUAGGAAACAAGUGCAAUUAUCUCAUCAACGUUUUCACAAGUUUAAUUCGUAUGCAAGUGAAAAUGACACGAUUGCACCAAAGCUAGGUUAAUACUGAACCGUUCCCUAUCCCAUAAAGUGCCAGCUGCAGUUUCCUCCCAUAACUCUAAAUCAGUUAUCCCUUUCCAGUCACAGCCAAGGCCACGUCAUUAUGAAUUUUAUGAAUGUGUUGUAUUUGAAAAGAAAUAUACAUUUUGUCAUCGUUUUUACACAUGGUCUCAUCAAUAAAUCAUAAGACCUC